AUGUUCGACACUCAAUACACUCUUUUGCUUCGGGAUUCCAUUGCCAUUGGAAAUCAAACUAGGACUCCGAUAGAGUUUCAAAAUGAAGAAAAUAAGGAGGGCAAUGGAGAUAGUGAUGAAAUCAAUUUAGAUGAUGAUGAGCCUCUUUUUACAAGUUUCCUCGAAAGUAGUUCGGGUAAAAGGAAGAAGUCUAAGAAUGUUGGCAACAACCGAUCAACCAAGAGUAAAACUUCAACUUAUGAGGAAAAAGUAGAUGCUUUAUUGGAUGCCAUAUCAACAAAAAGCACACAAACCUUUCCACAAAAUAAUCCAUCUCCUACAAUAUUUUAUUGCAUGGCAGUUGUCAUAAAGUUUCCCGGUUUCAAUGAAGGUUCCAAAGACUAUUCACAAGCAUUGUUUGCCUUCACGAAAUCACAAACUCGUGAAGCUUUUAUGUUUCCGACGACUGAUGAAGCAAAGAUGGAGUUCUUGAAGUUACUAAUGAAAUAA
Molecule: messenger RNA, 489 nt
Organism: Lactuca saligna
Lineage: Eukaryota; Viridiplantae; Streptophyta; Magnoliopsida; Asterales; Asteraceae
Source: the annotation of a GenBank genome assembly